Messenger RNA from Manihot esculenta (cassava), 3598 nucleotides. RefSeq lists its product as uncharacterized. The transcript is spliced from 3 exons. The coding region runs from base 2327 to 3358 and encodes 343 amino acids. Lineage: Eukaryota; Viridiplantae; Streptophyta; Magnoliopsida; Malpighiales; Euphorbiaceae. The record is from RefSeq and is a predicted model, not a curated record.
AUAUUAAUUACAUUAUUUGAUUAUCAGCUCGAACAUCCCCUAGCAGGGAACAGGGAUAUUAUAUUAGUGAUAAGCGUUCUUAUAAUUGUAUUUCUCAUUGAUUCUGCAAGUUUGUAUUGUCUAUUCGCAUUAGUCAAAGUAAGCAUUAUCAUGAUCUCAUGCAUUUUUGGUGACUUCCUAAAUCAUUAUUUAGAUUGAGAUGAUAAAUUGCGGUCAGAAGUCAUUAUAUGAUGUUGACUGGAGGAAUAGGAGAGAGUAGUGGUUGAAAAAUGCUUCUGAGAUGCUGUUUAAACUAAAUUCCAAAUGCAUGACAUUGUGCAGCUACUAGCUAGUUUUGUUGGUUUGUCGGCAGUUGUUAAUUUCACCUAGCUAUGAAGCAGUUAAAGAGUUGCCAGAUGAGGCCAUGCUGCUCAUUUGCGCAUGGCUUUGCCCCUAAAGAUUUGAGAGGCCAGAGAAAGAGCUCGAAUUCUUUCAUUUUAAUCAUUUUAACUUUUAUGGGAAAGAAGCUGUCAUAGAGUCUGGUCGGUUGAAAUUUGCUUUUGAAAAGACUAGUUUAAUUAUUUUUAAUUUUUAUAAUUAAAUUUAAGGCUCUAUUAUCUUGCAAAAAUUAUGUGAAAAAUAUUUUACAAGUAAAAACUUAUUUUCAUUUUUUAAUUAUAGUAUUAAAAAAUAAAGAAUGAUAAUUAAUUUAUGUAUAUAAAAUUUAAUUGUACUUUUAAAGUUUAAAAAAUGAUUUUGUUUUGGAUUAGGGUAAAGAAAGAAGGUAACUAUAUAAGUCAUGAGAAUGGAUACACUUGAAAAAAAAAAAAAAGAAACCUUUUACCCAUCCUCUGACAUGAUGAAUGAGCAUAUAUUUUUCUUUUCUUCAUCCUUCUUUUUAAAAGAAAUUAUUUUCUUUAAAAAUAGUUUAAUUUUUUUUAAAUAAGAAAAUAUUUUUAUUAACUAAAUAGUUCCAACGUUAUAAUAUAUAAAAAAUAUAUAUUUUUUUAAAUUGUGAAAUAAAUUCAAUAUCUUAGAAUUUAACCUAAUGCUUUUUCUACGGUAGUAAUUUAAACGGUAAUACCAAAUUAGGUUUUAGGAUAAUCAGUCAUGAAUUAGUAGUCGAGAAACCAUCAAUUUUUCCAAUUCAAUGAAGUGUGUUUAAAUUUCUGUUUUUUCCUUCCCUGCUCCUAAACGGGAUAAUAGCCGAUUACAUAAACCCAAAUGGUUGUAUUUAUCACAGUUAUGGAACAAAAUUUUAAAAAUUCACAGAAUUAAGGGUUCAAAGUUAUUCCACUUGCUUUUGGUGGCUUGACAUUUACAAGUUUGUUUUAUAAUAAAAGAAACCCAAAAAAUUUAAUUGAGUAGAAAUUUAUUUUAAAAAAUCGUGAAUGCUGAUGACUCAUUAAAGAUACCAUCCUCUUUGUAUUCUUCAUAGCAUUAGUUACAUAUUUGCGUCUGUAUUCUACAUUUUAACUUUUCUUAAUAAUUUAUUCUUUAUGCUAUUCCCUUUUUUUAAUAAAAAAUUUAGCCAUAUUUUAUUAUAUUCGUUGGGGCCUAGAAUAUGCCUUAUAUAAUAGAGAUAUUCUUUGUUUCUGUUAUUUUAUAUAUUUUUUAUUGCAUAACUUUUUUUUUGAACCAUUAAUUUCUAUUGAAAUUCAGGCCUUAUUACUCUAACCUUUCUAAUCUUAUAACUGGGUUUUGUAAAUUGUAUCAUUAGCUAAUAUAUCUUUUUUUAAGAUUAUGAGAUAUGAACUUAGGAUCGCAGAAGUUUGAGUCUUCGGAUUUCGAGACAUCAUUGUUGUCUAUCACCUAGUAGUAUUACUUAUUAGCUUAGCAUACAUAUCCCCCGAGUACCCUCUAUACAUGGGAAUGACAAGAAUACAAUUAAAAUGAAGGGGGAGUAUUUUGCCAAAAAGAAAAAGAAAAAUCCACAUACAUAAAUGACAAGGAUGGCGUCGGCUAGGCCAAGGAACUCUAGCUCAGCUGAACAAUUCAACUUCUAAUAGAUUCUAAAGCCUCCAAGUUGCUAACAAUUUUAUAAUCCAAUACUACCAAUUUUCAAAUUGGUACUAGACAGUCCAUGACCAAUCUCUUUCAGUCCAAAAAGAUUCAUAGUCUUCCCCAUUCCCAUUACCUGCCUUGUGUCUCCCACCACCCAAAAUGGAUCUUGAACAUAUCUCUAGAAAGUAGAAGCUCCAACGUCCUCAAAUUCUCUGCCAGUCGCCAUCACUUUUUAGUUUUGUAUUACUGUGGAUGACUUAGCAUCCUUGAUUAAUAAUAAUAAGCAAGUUGAUGCCAUUUUCUACCUUUAUAUCAGUUUCUGCAACUCAGAUUGAUAGAGGAUAUGGCGGAAGUUAGACUGGAAGAACCCCAAGCUUCCAUAUCCAGUAAUUCACCAAUCCAGAAUAGCAGGCCAAGCAGCAUGGUCAUCAAGAAAGCACACAGGGUAAUUCCAGCUCACUUAAUAGCUGAAGCCAUAUCAACACUCAGAGGCCUUGACCUGAGAUGGUCAGGACCAAUAACUCCUAGUGAAAUGGAGUACGUUAGGCAGUAUGUUUUCGCCAAGUAUCCUCAAUAUUGCAAUGGAAUUGUGGAAGAGGGAGACAAAAUUGAUCUUACCUAUCUUUCUAUAAACGAAGAAUCAUCAGAAUCUACUCGUGAUGAAAAGCGAAACAAUUCCCCCAAGAGUCUUGCCUCCAAAGAGUCGUCUUCUCCUUCAUACACUCGUAGCCUAUCUGAUCUUGACAAAACUCAACUGGAAGCAUCAAGACUUGUAGAUAUCCUUUCAAAGAAAACUUCAUUUCAAGGGAAUUUCAUAUCAAUCCCAGAAAUCCAAGCUCAGAAUCGAGCACUGAAACACACUGGCCUCAAUGAAGAUGACUACUUGGUUAUUUUCAUGCCAAGUUAUAGGGAAGCUAUGGUGAUGAUUGGAGAGAGCUACCCUUUCUUUAAGGGAAACUACUACAUGACCAUUCUGGGUGAAGAAGUUGACACCAUAAGGGAAUUUGCAACUCAUAAAGAAUCAAAAGUGGUUCCAAUGCCAGAAACUUGGUUGGACUUGAGGAUCAAAGGGUCACAGCUUAGCCAAUACUUUAGAAGGAAGUGUAAGUAUACACCAAAGGGGCUUUUCUCAUAUCCAGUUAUUGUGAAUGAGACUAGAUACUCUAUGCAUUGGAUUUCAGAGGCACACAGAAAUUCUUGGCACGUUCUUCUUGAUGCUACAGGCUUGGUUUUUGGGGAGGAUCGGCUGGCCCUUGCACUCCACAGGCCAGAUUUUGUGCUGUGUACACUUGAUAAUACACAUGGUCAGCCUUCAAAAAUCACCUGCCUCUUGGUCAGGAAAAUUUCAUUUGAUACCUCGGCUGCUUCUGCCUAGAUCUUAAGAGGUAACUUGCUGGUUAUAUGGAUUUAUAGAUGAGAUAUUCGCUUUAUUAUACUCUUGUAUUUGCCUUUUCUCCUCAUAAAAUUGUAAAAUUUGAAAGUUGAUCUUAAAUAAAUAAAUAAAUGAAAUAUAUUUCUUUUCAAUUAACAAAAAUAAAUUUCCUUUAUUUUGAUAUUAUUUUUCUCAACUCCCAACUGCAUUUCAAUGCCAAGUGGUGUGAAUUUUUUUUUUUUU